CCAUUUCCUAAUUUUACUGUUUUAAUGUCAAAAAAGAUGACAGUUCCUAAAGUGGGGGUUUCUCAAUGGCUGGAACAAAUAAAGAACACACAAAAGCAGGGAGAAGAACAAGGCAUGGCAUCUCAUGUGCAUCCAUACAUCUUCACCAUACCAGAGCCCCUGUGUAUUGAAAGGCCAGACGCGUAUAUACCACAGGUAGUUUCUCUUGGACCAUACCAUCAUCUUAAACUUGAACUGUUCGAGUCUGAAAGAUACAAAUCUAUGCUUACUAUCCAAGUUGAGAAAAAAGCAAAGGGAGGGGCUUUUGAGGAUUUGGUUAAAGAUCUAACUAAUAUUGCAGGGGAGAUAAGGAAUAGCUACGAUGAUGAAAUUGAAUGUGGAGAUGAAGUAUUAGGAUGGAUGAUGGCUCGAGAUGCUGUAUUUAUCCUGGAGUUUAUUGGUUGUUAUGACCAAUAUGAAAGCCCUAGAAUUCAACAGACAAACCCUUAUUUUCAGAACAUGGAAGCUGUUUUUCAUCCAGAAAGGAAGAGCCCUUUGCUCUUCCCACUUCGGGCGGAUAUAUUUAAGCUGGAGAACCAAAUCCCACUUUUUGUUUUGAAAAAAGUUUUGGAAUGGCAAACUGGGUCAGAUAGUCAAGCUUUAAACACGCUUCAAAUGACUAUUUCAAGUGCCUGUAAAAAUUUCUCCCCUUUCAAGCAUGUUGGAGAAUCUUAUAAUGAUUUGCUUGAUGAGAGGCACAUACUGGAAAGUGGAAUGCCUUUAUAA
Cryptomeria japonica (Japanese cedar) is the source of this 765-nucleotide messenger RNA. Its product is annotated as putative UPF0481 protein At3g02645. The record is from RefSeq and is a predicted model, not a curated record. The transcript has a single exon. NCBI's taxonomy places the organism in Eukaryota, Viridiplantae, Streptophyta, Pinopsida, Cupressales, Cupressaceae. Bases 25 to 765 code for a protein of 246 amino acids.